This is a messenger RNA of Diabrotica virgifera virgifera (western corn rootworm), 1359 nucleotides long. Its product is annotated as uronyl 2-sulfotransferase-like. The record is from RefSeq and is a predicted model, not a curated record. Gene Ontology annotation, molecular function: sulfotransferase activity. Gene Ontology annotation, cellular component: membrane. NCBI's taxonomy places the organism in Eukaryota, Metazoa, Arthropoda, Insecta, Coleoptera, Chrysomelidae. The coding region runs from base 284 to 1243 and encodes 319 amino acids. The transcript has 6 exons.
CUUGAUGGUAAUUUUUGUAUCCUCGGAUGUGUAAGUUGACCGGAGUAAAUGUUGCUGGUGUAUUCUUUUGUAUGACUAACGAUAAAAUUGCUAUAAUCGUGAUUCUCGUUGAAUCAACGGGAGAUGUUCAGAGAUGGUUUACCUUUCACCUUUUUAAAUGCCAAUUUUAAAUUCCAGUUGAUCGUUGUUGGUGCACCCAUCACAUUAAUAAUAAACAAAAGUUAAAAAGAAUUGUUCAAUGGCAAACUGCAUUUGGUAAACAAAUAAUUUUAAUUGAUACAUAAUGAGACUUCACUGCAAGCUUCAAUGGUACAGUAUUAUUCUAUUUUUUACGAUUAUAUUGAGUGCGUCCAUGUUUUUUAAAAAAGAGGAUAUCGGAUUGACCAAAACAACACCAAAAACUACGGAAGGGGCACUUUCUUUAGCAAACUCCAAGCACGUUACAAAAUCCCUGACCCAACUAGGAAGAAUGGAUGAAGUCAACAGACAUUUGCUGUUUUUAAACCAUGUGCCAAAAUGUGGAACGGAGAUAUUGAUUUUGUUGUUACAGAAGUUACAAGGGUAUAACAAUUAUAGACAUGUAAGAUUAAAAUAUGGAAACAAAAGGCUGCUGUCCAACUUACAACAGGAACACCUAGUAUAUGAGAUGUAUGAUAUAAUGAAAAAAGAAGCUGUACCAGUAAGCCUAGAUAGACAUGUUUUCUUCAUUAAUUUUACCCAAUUUGGUAGACAAUUUCCAACUUAUAUCAAUUUAAUCCGACAUCCCGUUGACAAAAUCAUAUCUAGGUCAACAGAUAAAGAAGUGAGAAAAGAUUAUUUUUAUAAAUGCUUGGUAAGCAAGAGAAACGGCUGCAAUUUCAAAAACGGACAACCUUAUGAACUUUCCAUUCCAUAUUUCUGCGGCCAUGAUAAACUUUGUAUGAUUCUAAACAACGAUUGGGCUUUACAACGUGCCAAACAAAAUGUAGCGAAAUAUUAUCCAGUCGUUGGUGUUUUAGAGGAACUCAACGCUACGCUAGAGGUUUUUGAAAAUACAAUACCGUACUUUUUCAAGGGAGUACAAAAAUUGUACCAAAAAGAGUUUCUUCAUCUCCAGAAUAAUAGGAAAAAAGCGGAUGUUCCCAAAAUGGUAAUACAACAAUUAGAAGACACUUUAAUCAAUGAAAUAGAGUUUUAUGAAUGGAUAAAAAGUAGACUGUUUAGGCAGUUACAAAUUUUGUAUGGAGAACAUCACAACCAUUAAUACGUAGUGUUUACAUUGAUAUUUUGGAAAACAAAUUGUUAGCUUUAUUAAGUACAUAAUGUGAUAUUAAUCUGUAUUAUUUGAGAUGCAAUAAAAAUCUUAUUUUAGAAUUUGGA